CUUUCAGGAAGCCCCGCCCCCACCGUCUUGACACUUGCUCUGCUGGUAAACGCGUCGCUUUCUGUUAGCGCAUGUGUUUUCAAACAUCACCAUGGAAGGAUCGUCUAUGCCGCUGCGAUGUUUCCGUGAGUCGCACUCAUCUGAGCUUUUCAACGAUGACGGCGUGCAAACGGUGACCUCGAGAGAACAAAAAAAAGUUGAACGCAGUAUUCAAGAGGUUUACAGUGUUUACCAGCAAAUGCACAGCGCACCACAGCCUGCUCUACUGAGGGAACAACACUAUCAUUACUUGAAGAAAGGUUUACGCCAUCUCUCUGAUGCAUACGAGUGUUUGGAUGCCAGCCGGCCUUGGCUCUGCUAUUGGAUCCUGCACAGCCUGGAGCUGCUAGAAGAACCCGUGCCGGUGGCGGUUGCAUCAGACGUGUGUCAGUUUCUGGCGAGGUGUCAGAGCCCGACAGGUGGGUUCAGUGGAGGUCCGGGUCAGCAUGCUCACCUUGCACCCACCUACGCUGCUGUUAACGCUCUUUGCAUCCUGGGCACAAAGGAGGCCUACAAUGUCAUCAACAGAGAGAAGCUCCUGGACUUCCUGUAUUCUGUGAAACAGCCAGAUGGCUCCUUUGUGAUGCAUGUGGGUGGAGAGGUGGACGUCAGGAGUGCAUACUGUGCAGCUUCUGUGGCUUCGCUCACAAAUAUUAUCACACCCACUCUGUUUGAUGGGACGCACCAUUGGAUUAUCAGUUGUCAGAACUGGGAGGGCGGUUUAGGUGGAGUCCCAGGACUUGAGGCACAUGGUGGCUACACCUUCUGCGGCACCGCUGCCAUGGUCAUACUGGGCAAAGAACACAUGCUGGAUCUUAAAGGCUUGUUACGGUGGGUAACCAGCAAACAAAUGCGUUUUGAAGGUGGAUUUCAGGGCCGGUGUAACAAACUGGUGGAUGGAUGUUACUCUUUCUGGCAAGCAGGGCUUUUACCAUUACUCCACAGAGCUCUUUUCAAAGAAGGAGAAUCAACGCUGAGUGUGAGUAGCUGGAUGUUUGAGAGAAAAGCCCUGCAAGAAUACAUCCUCCUCUGCUGCCAGAAUCCUGGUGGAGGCCUUCUGGAUAAACCCAGCAAGUCUAGAGAUUUUUACCAUACGUGCUACUGUCUGAGUGGACUCUCAAUAGCACAGCAUUUUGGAAACCAAGAUCUCCAUAAUGAAUUGAUCCUGGGUCGAGACGAGAACAGGCUGGCACCUACUCAUCCAGUUUACAACAUCGGUCCGGAGAAGGUCGCCCGAGCGAUUGAACAUUUCCACCAGCUGCCGGUUCCAGUUUUCACAGGAGCUACGAAUGAUACGGACCAGUCAUAGACUUUCAUUUCUAUUAAAGAUAUGUGAGAAAUUGAGCUAGCUUGAUCUGAAGCAGAGGCGUCAUCUGUAAAUGCUGUAGAGAGGAAUAUGUUGGUUUGUACUACAAAGAAAACACACCAGGGGUCUUUAUCUCCUAGUUUCAGCAUGGGAUUUUGAUUCUGGAGAAACAGCGGAGACUGACCUGCCAAGGUGUUACCAAUGCACCAGUCAAUGAAAGUUUAUUUGCACAUACAGUACCAACUUACUUUUGCUUUUGGUAAAUGUUUUCUGGAGUGUAUGUGCCAGUAGGGUUCUGGUUAGAAAUAAAGAAUUUGUAUUAUGAUUUA
Molecule: messenger RNA, 1674 nt
Organism: Triplophysa dalaica
Lineage: Eukaryota; Metazoa; Chordata; Actinopteri; Cypriniformes; Nemacheilidae
Gene: fntb
Product: farnesyltransferase, CAAX box, beta
Exons: 12
Coding region: 92-1348 (418 amino acids)
Biological process (GO): protein farnesylation
Cellular component (GO): protein farnesyltransferase complex
Molecular function (GO): protein farnesyltransferase activity
Source: RefSeq, a predicted model, not a curated record